AUGGGCAUCAAUGAGUUGCCUGAUGAUUUACUCUUGCGGAUUCUGUCUUUGGUUCAGACAAAAACUGUCUUCGACGCUCAGGUUUUGUCUAAGAGAUGGCGAAAUCUCUGGAGACAGUCAACAAGUCUCUUCAAUGAUUAUACCUCUCACAAAUCUGAAUCCAAGUUUUUAGAAUUCAUCGAUAGAACAAUGGAAUUACUAGAGUCUCCGGUUUUAGAGAGGUUUUAUCUCAGAAUUGCUCCAACAGAUACUAGUUCUUCUAGUGUUGUUCUCAGGCGAGAUCUACUAGCCAAGCGACCCGUGCGUGAGCUAGAUUUAAUAAGCAAUAACCCUAAUCGGACACAAAUAACAAAGGCUAUCUAUCAGUUUCAAACGCUUGUGAUCUUGAGACUCGAAAGCUUUAGUCUUGAAGAUCAUUAUGGUAACCUGGUUUCAUUACAAUCCCUCAAAGUCUUGCAGCUUUGCCGUGUGAAAUACUCAAGCGACGAGUCUCUCUCUGAUCUUUUAUCUAAUUUACCAAGUCUCGAAGAACUGAUUUUGGAUCGAUGUUUGAGUGUUAAACCCGCUGCAACUCUAUCUAUCGCGGUGCCUUGUUUGCGAAGAUUGACAGUUGUUAGAUGUCCUGAUACUUGUCGAAACGAUCUUAUGAUGUUGAAGGUUAAUGCACCUUCUUUGAAAUACUUAAACGUUGAAGAUUAUUGGAGAAACGUUUCUUUUGGUGGUGUGAAGAUGGAAGAGCUCGUAGAAGCAGAUGUUAAUGCUACUUUUAUCGAUACCGAGAAGCUUCUGAGAACUAUUAUAUCCGUUAAACGGCUUUCGCUAUGUUUAGUCCCUUCAAAGAUUCCGCAGAUUAAUGACUUCUUUGAUCAACUUGUUCGUUUGGAGAUAUGUACAUGCCAACAAGAAUGGUGGGAUAUUCUUGAGAGAGUCUUGUUAGAUUCACCUAAACUACGCGUUCUCAAGCUUCAUCAGAAACAUUCUUUUGGGAUUUCAGAUCCCACGGUUAGAUGGAAAGAACCGAGUUCUGUUCCUGAAUGUUUUGCUUAUCAUCUUGAAACAUUCGAGUGGAGAGGUUAUGAAGGAACCGAAGAGGAGAAAAAAUUAGCCAGUUACAUCCUAAAAAAUGCUAGGAGAUUGAAGAUUGCAACGUUCUAUCCACUGAUCUCACACCCUGAUAACAGGAUGCACCAGAUUCUCAGAAAAGAGUUGGAGAAUAUAUCUCGGUAUUUAUUCACUUGUGAUCUUGUUUUCAAGUGA
Molecule: messenger RNA, 1257 nt
Organism: Eutrema salsugineum
Lineage: Eukaryota; Viridiplantae; Streptophyta; Magnoliopsida; Brassicales; Brassicaceae
Product: F-box/FBD/LRR-repeat protein At5g56420
Exons: 2
Coding region: 1-1257 (418 amino acids)
Molecular function (GO): protein binding
Source: RefSeq, a predicted model, not a curated record